AUGAAGUCCUUAACAAAGUUUAUAAGAAGCUCCUCUGAGAAGACUAUCCGCAAACAAUCUAGCGCGAAUAGUCUGGCUGGUGCGCCAUUCUCAAAGUCUCACAAUACUAUUAAUCUGUCCGUGGCGGAUGGGGCCAGCAGUCGGGACGUUCCAUUGUCCUGCUGCUUUGCCGCACCCUCUCCCAGCUGCACUCUAUCGCAAAAGAACUACAUCAACUUGCUGCCAUACGACAUCCUCCUCACAAUCACAUCUAUGGUGCACCAGAACACUAUCCUCACUCCACAGUUUAUCAAUAUCGCGCUGGUCUGUCAGCUGUGGCACAAGCUGGCGCGACUCAAUGGCAACAACAUCGUGCUGGACCGAUUGUUCAGACGCAUGGACGCCAGCAAGAUGAAGAACAGCACGAUCGAAAGCACCAUCAACUACAUCACAUAUCGAUACCCUUCGCUCGACUCGGUCGUCCUGUCACGUCUGUCGCUGGGUGCCACACACUUUAAACAUACAAUGUUCUUUGUCGAUCACAUGGAGCGCAUCUUUAGUGUAAAGGUCGACCUGAAUAAGUGCGACUCUAAGGAGUUUGCCCAGCUCUGCACCGUGCUCAAGACCAAGCGACCACUCAAGACGAUCUCUAUGGACAACCUCACAUCGCAACACCAGUUCUAUCUGCUUGAUCUGCUGGAACACUCAACGUCCGUCUCGUCGGUCACUCUGAACAACAUCAAUCUGGUGGCACAGGAGGACGCCACUAGUCUACACAACUACCUCGUCGAGGCCAAGACCCUCACCGAGCUUAACAUGUCUUUCACUGGCUCGCAGCCAGUCGAGACCGUCAAGCAGAUGCUGGCGGCAAACUCGUCUCUGCGCCACAUCCGACUCACCUGCCUGCCGACCAACGCCACACAGAUGCGUCCGCUCUCCAAGUUUGUCUAUCCAUUCCAAACACUGUCGACUCUGGUACUGUCCAACUGCGAUCUUAACAACAUCGAGAUCGAGCAGCUGGCGCACAUCCUCACGACCAACCGCAGCAUCAAACAUCUGGACCUGUCGCACAACCGCUUUGUCCAGCCCAAGGCCAUCGCCACGCUGCUGGCCGCCAUCACAGAGAAUGAACAGCUGCCGCUUGUAGAACUCAACCUAUCUGGACUGGCAUGCAACGACGCCGUGCUGAAGCAGCUGGGACAAUUCAUCAGCAAGAGCAAGCGUCUGCAGCGAUUGGAUGUGUCAGACUGUCCUCUCCAGUGGACCGAGAGCUUUGCCGAGUUUGCUCAGAGUCUGGGCGAGUCGCGCACGCUCACCUCACUCAAGCUCAAUGGCAACAAGAUCAAUGCCAACCACUUCCACGACCUAAUCAAUAUCCUCUGCUCCAAAGACACGUCCAUCGCCAGUCUAGAGCUGUAUGGCACACUCAACCCAACCAUUGGCAACCAAUAUAGAGACCGACUCAAGAAGAAUGACAAUGGAACACUUUUCAUGGAUCUGCUCAACAGCAGGAUCUAUCGAACUGUCUAA
Molecule: messenger RNA, 1509 nt
Organism: Acytostelium subglobosum LB1
Lineage: Eukaryota; Evosea; Eumycetozoa; Acytosteliales; Acytosteliaceae
Exons: 1
Coding region: 1-1509 (502 amino acids)
Molecular function (GO): protein binding
Source: RefSeq, a predicted model, not a curated record